AUGUCGCUUACCGAAUCCUCUGCCGCUGAUGUCGCGAAAGCAGCAUCUUUGGCCUCUAGUCGCCUUGCCAUACUUUCAAAUGAUAGUCGCAAUGAAGCAUUGACUGCUCUUCAUCACGCCUUGUCAGAAAAUAAGGACGUUAUCCUCAAGGCCAAUGCAAGAGAUGUCGAAAUCGCUACUACUGCUGUCAAGAAGGGUGAUUUGAGUGAGAGUGUUCUCAAAAGGCUUGACUUGUCACGACCGGGAAAAUACAAUGAUAUGCUGCAAGGUAUCCUCAGCGUAAGAGACUUGGAGGAUCCUGUUGGGAAGGUGACCCUGAGGACCCUGUUGGAUGAUGGCCUUACUUUAGAAAAAGUCAGCUGUCCCAUAGGGGUCUUGCUCAUAAUUUUUGAGGCCCGACCAGAAGUUAUCGCUAAUAUAGCUGCAUUGUCAAUCAAAUCGGGGAAUGCUGCCAUCCUGAAAGGCGGGAAAGAGUCGACUGAAUCUUUUAUCGCUAUCUCCAACGUCAUAUCCAAUGCCAUUGCAAGUACACGGGUCCCGGGUUCCUCGAUACAGCUUGUGAAGACACGCGAUGCGGUGUCGUCUCUUCUGGACCAGGACUCCUUGAUUGAUCUGGUCAUCCCGCGAGGUUCAAACGAACUUGUUCGUUUCGUGAAGAAUAACACCAGGAUUCCGGUUUUGGGCCAUGCUGAUGGUCUUUGUUCUGCAUACCUUCACGCUGAUGCUGACUCCGAUAUUGCGGUUAACGUCAUUUUGGACUCGAAAACCGAUUAUCCAGCUGCCUGCAACUCCCUGGAAACUUUGCUCGUCCACCAGGACACGCUUGAAACGGUUUUUCCUCUUGUGGUGCAGGCUCUCAUCGGCAAAGGCGUGACUCUUCGAUGCGAUUCAUCCUCCAAAUCCGCCUUGGAAAAAGUCUUGCCGAUUGAGCAGCUUAAAUUUGUCCAAAGCUCCCGCGAAGCGGAUUACAAUACCGAGUUUCUAGACCUCAUCUUGGCUGUCAAGACGAUUCCUUCUACGCCUUUGCCCACCGCUGCUGUUGAGAGUGCUAUUGCUCAUAUCAAUUCCCACUCCUCCAAACAUACCGAUAUUAUCCUCACGAGCUCAAAAGAUUUGGCUGAUUUAUUUAUGAAUUCGGUGGAUAGCGCCGGGGUAUUCUGGAAUGCCUCCACACGCUUUGCUGAUGGUAUGAGGUACGGCUUCGGCACUGAAGUUGGUAUCAGCACGAACAAAAUCCACAGUAGAGGGCCUGUCGGAUUGGAUGGGUUGACCAUCUAUAAGUAUAAAAUCCGGGGGAAUGGACAUCGGGCGGGUGACUAUCAUGAAGGAGACGGUGGCAAAACAUGGAAACACAUAAAUCUGCCUCUAGAAUGA
Molecule: messenger RNA, 1374 nt
Organism: Penicilliopsis zonata CBS 506.65
Lineage: Eukaryota; Fungi; Ascomycota; Eurotiomycetes; Eurotiales; Aspergillaceae
Exons: 3
Coding region: 1-1374 (457 amino acids)
Molecular function (GO): glutamate-5-semialdehyde dehydrogenase (NADP+) activity; NADP binding
Source: RefSeq, a predicted model, not a curated record